CGCCGAGAGCCUGCCCGCCCUAUAAACGUUCCCUGGUCGGCCCCGCAGAGCUCCUGGGGCACGGCCUGGCCUGGCCUUGUCCUACUGACAGCCGCCCCCGGGCUCCUCGAGGCCUCUAGGCUUUGCUACCGGUCUGCUCCUGGGAUAGCGGAGCACCUUGCUUGCAGGGCGGCCACACCAGCAGCUGUGGCCGUCGGGCACUUUUGCUAGGACUUGUCCCUGAGUAGGGCACCAGUUGAACAGCCUUGCUUUUGGGUGGGCCUCUGUGCACACUGCAACUUGCACUACACGAAGCAAGGCCGUGUGUCUGGAUGUUGGGAUGUUCUGUCCAUGUGGCAAUGAACACUGGACCGCACACUGCUGUUGGACACCAAAAUACCUGCCCAGGUGUCCUGGCUGCCCCUGGGCUCUGUGCAGCCUGAAUUUCUCACUGGAAGAUUAUGAAUUUUGCAACCUUUUAAGAGUGUGUUGUUAGUUGUGCUUCUCUGCUGGCUUCUCCCUCUCUACCACAUCAAGAUUAAGCUCUCUGUUCUUGCUGGCUUCACAGUGCCCGCUGCUGCUUGAUCAUUAUGGAGAUGGCAAACCUUGCUGCUGGGCACGGGCACCAGCCUCAGUCCUGUUCAAGCGCUUCCCUCCUCACCCGUGGGAGGUACCCUGGGUGUUGCAAAGCGACUGCAUGAUCCUCCUUCAAAUCCCUCUUCUGCUGUGACGUCUGCAGAACACUUGACAUGGAUUAAUCUGUCAUGUGGCAGCUCUUAGCCCCUCGCUGACCUGUGCUUCCCUUCUACUUUUGGCUGAUAUUAUACUGUGGGCUUGUGUAUUUUCCCUGUCUGCGGGAGCUGCCCAGCCCUGCGGUGCAGCUGCACUUUGGGAGGAAUCCAGGCUAUGAGCAGUUCCUCUCUCUGCCGCCUCAAGUGCUCAUUUUUCCAGCUCUCUUAUCUGCAUACUGCCCACUCUUCUGAUGCCUGCCACACCUUCAGCAUGUCCCUGAAAAGAUUGUUCUUUUGAUUCCUCUUCGCUAUUUUGAGAACAAUGCUACAGAUUUUUGCUUCCAGCUGAGGUGUUGGCUGGGCAGCCAGAUCAGCGUGAAAGUUUGAGUUCUCCCAGUCACACUACGAAAUUCCACCCUGCUCUUUGGUAUCCUUUUGUUUUUGUUUUGUGAGCCAAAAUUGGUGCUGUUGUUGCAGCUGCUUUGUGCCACUAAGUGAGAUCUGAGUGUUGUACUUCUAACCAUUGUGCACAUGGCCUGCUGAUGCCCGUUUCCUGCCUGCCACUCUACUUGAACUUCUCACUUCUUCACUUGGCAGCGAACGUCUUUGGAUCGACAGCAGUUUGCUGGGACAGCAAGUUGUAGACUGUGGCUGAAACACAGGGACAGCAAGGAGUGGCAUUGUGUUGCCCUGAUGUUCAGCAUCACUGGAACGUGGCUGAAAUAGCCUCCAGUUCUGCUGUCAGUAUUUCAGAAGGAUGCUGCAGAUUUGGAAAGGACUCGGAAUCCUUUUUUGAGCAGAAUCAAUUCAAAGCUGAAAAAAUUGAAUGUGACACAGAGGUAGAGUUGAGAUGCUUGAGCUGCUUAGUUCAUCAGUGAGAGUGCUGACAUGGUGUGAUCACUUUGUCCUCAGUAUAUGCACAGGGAAAAGCUUAAAUGAAAUGUUGCUUUGCAAAGGCAAAAUGAGAUCUGUGUUCCAGAUGCUGGGGCAUGUCAAACUCAAACUGGAAAAAAGCUGUGGAUGUCACUAAGUUAACGACUGGAACUGUUCAUCUUGGGAUGGGUUGGAUGGGAUUGUCUGAAAUCUUUGUUUAGGUCUGAGUGUAUUUCUGUGAGAUAUGUUCUAGUUUUGCUGCAGAGAAAUCAGUGAUGGAGUGUUUGUUUUUUGCUGCUAGCUGGAGUUGUGCACAGAUUCCAACCUGAUGCCUGUGAAUAGCAAAAGUCUAGGCUUAAUGGUUUCAGGUCCCCACUUAAAAAUGUGAGAUGAUUUCAGUUGCUGUAAGCUAACUAUCUUCUCUCUCCCUUUGAGGUGCCUAGGGUUGUUUUUCCAGUAAUUUUGAAGCACCCGAUUGCCUAAUGCCAUGAAUAUUGCAGUGAACAAUGUGGAAGAAAAAGCUGUCCAUUCCUGGUCGAGAAUUUACUCUGCAGGACAAAAAGUGCUGGAGGAAGCCCUCCGAGUCUUCAAUCCCAUGUCCAAGGACCUUUCAGAUACAGAAACCCAGCUGGUGGCCUUCAUUCAGGGCCUCAAGGAAGAGGGCUUCCAGCCCACAGUUCUGAGGAGCAAAGAUGUGUAUGGGUACAGCUCGUGCACAGCAGACACACCUAGCCAGGCAAAAGGGAGCACACCGCACAGCUGUGCCGCUGCCACCACCUCCACCCCCCCUAAGACUCCAGCUAGAAGCACUGCAGCCAUGGCAAGAGCAUCUGCUUCCCCUACCAGCAUUUCUGUGAACUCUUCUAAAGUCUCUCCGCCAGUCUCUAAAGGUGAUUCCACAAAUUUGCUGCUGAACUCCUUUAAGCAGACCAGGUCGGGCAAGUCCAAGGCCUCAGCAGUGGGCUUUCCUGCAAGCAUGUAUCCUGAUGUGUAUCCGGCUGUGAGGCUGUCUGUGGUUCUGGAAGCUCUGGUGCCACUGAAAACCCCCACAUCCUGUUUGAAAUCCAAGUAUGCACGUGGGCCUCUUGGGGUAUCACCCUCGGACCUUAAACUCCUUAAGGUUUCAAGCCAGACACGGCAAUUUUCUUCAGGCAAGAGCAGUAAAAUAAGAGAAGGCAAGCGAUGUAAGCGUGUGGGAAAGAAGGCACCGGAUUCUGCCACCCUGGCUUUAAAUCUUCUGAAGGGACUAAAGGGUGGAGUGCUGCAGGAGAGCAAUGCUUGCAAAGCCUCAGGAGUCCUGAACGGAAGAAUUGCAGGCAGCUCCUCCCAAGGCUGCACCACAACACCACAGUCCAAGGCCUUGAAAAUCAAAGCUAAGGAAGCUCCGGUGGGGAAAGUGGAGUGGAAAGAUAGCAGCACUUACCAGGAGACUGUUGGGAAGAAGAGGAAAAAAGUUGCAGAGGCGAGAGAUGCACCACAGAGAAAAAAAUCAAAAUCCAUUCCUGUCCAAAAUAAGCCUCGACGAGCUCGGAGCACUUUGAACCUGCUGAAAUUUUGGGCCAUCAAGGUGGGCAACUCUUCUUCCGAUGAUGAAGUGAGAAGAAGAGCACAGAAGAUUCUUAGAGUCAACCUAUCCCCUGUGAUCCGAAUUCAGCCCUUGUCCCACUCUCACAGCGUCCCCUGAGUUUCUUCACUUGGUCACUUUUUUGUAAGUAAACAUGAUCCUGGCACCGGAGCGUGGUGAAGUUUAAGAGCAACUUUGGAUUUCUGGUGUCUGGUGACUAUACGUCGACUAACCUGCAGACGGAGCAGCCUGCUCUUGUGCUGCUUCUGGCUGUCCACCACCACCUCUGUGCAGAACUGGCUGCACAAGUACAAAACCAUGUUUAGGAAUACGGGAUGGUGCCUUUGGCCCACCGUGAGCCGAGCAGGUCAGAGCGCCUGCUUUCUCUGGUCUCUCUUCUAAAUGUGGCAGGCUGUGCUCUCACUGCAGGGUCAGAACACGUGACUUUCUCAUGACAUGGAUGCACUGUGAUAUUGCUCUUUUUCAAGCUGUACAUUUACUGGUUUUAUUUUGAUCAAAUUUUAUAACUUUAUAUAUCCAUAUAUGUGCAUAUAGCCCAGGAACUGCGGGAAGAUGCACUUCCUCCAUCCCUCUGGGAUUGGGUUCGAUAGCUUUUGUUCCCCCUUCCCAUCAGCCGGUCUUCUGUUGAAGGUGCUAGGAUUUCAUUGUGUUUCAGUGUUGUGACAGUCUGAUCUGGGUGCUCUUGGAACAGCUCAGAAGCAGGCGGAGUUAUAACCACUUGAAAAUGCCAAGCAAUCUGGAGAAUUACCAGCUGGUAGUUGGUACUAUCAUACUUUUUUUAUCAUCGAGAUCAUACUUUUGGUAUUACCUCUGCCCAAAAGUGGGGGAAUGCUACUGGGCUGUUGCUUGCAAUUUUGCUGGAUGUUUCUGGGUGCUUCCUCUAUUAAUUGUAGCAGAAGCUCUGAACUCAUCUAGGGGCUUUGCCUCCAAAGAGCAAUCCUACUGGAGCCCAGUGUUGUUCCCCACUCUCGUACCUCUGUUGCAAAGGUAGAAAAUGAGCUAUGACUGUUACAGCCUUAGGGCUGGAGUUGCUGAUCAGAGUUACUUAAAGUGCCCUGCCCAUGAUGUAGCUGCUGUUGCUGGACAUGUCAGGAGCAGGUUCUAGGUGUUGGUAGAGAAGAUGCCUGCUGUGUCUGAAUGUAUCAGAUAAAGCCCACCUGUCCCAGAGUUCAGUGAGCCUGAAUCACAGCAGAAGAGAUGAAUUAUUGAAAGGUAUAUACCAGCACUUAAGUGUGGAAAGUUUGUGGAGAUAUCUGUCAAUUUGUGGGGAUGAAGCAGUAGGAGGGGAGAAUCACUGCAUAAUGAUGGAUAGCAGCUUUGCCAACCUCUGGGAUGUUGGGAGAAGGUAUGUGGCAGGCGUGACAGCUCAGCAAAGGCUCUACUGGUCCCCAGGAGCACCAGAUGCCACUGCCAGCGGGCUGUGCUGCUGCCUGUGCUGGGGCAGGCUUGGGUUGAAGCUCCGUGAGCAGCACACAGCACCUAUAGGGACGGCACAUGGGGAUGUACCCAUGGCUGGUGAUGGGAUGUCAGUGGGGUAUGGCAGUCUGGCAGCCUGGGGAGAGGGAGUAGUGCCUGGCUGUUUGCCGUGCUGUGUUCAGGUCUCUGCAGCAGCAGGCUGGUAAUCCCCUCAUUCUCUCACCAGCUCAAAAUACCGAUUGUCUGACCUAGUAAUCUCUGGGGACAUUGGUUGAGGGGAUGAGCUCUCCUGGGAAGCCACAGCUUCUUACGUGUCAGCUCUUCUCUAGCACCAGUCUGGAUUUCAGUGCUUAAUAAAAGGGGUUGGUGUCUGAUCGCCAGCUCAGAGAGCAAAACUGAGGUGGGGAGAGGAGAAAGGAGUUUCACUAGGGAGUGGGAGGGCAGAGGAGCUGGUGUUCUGGGGCACAGCUCAGGCUCAUCCUGCUCUCACCCUCGGGAGAUAAUGGCUGGCCCUGCAUCACACGCUCUGCUUCUGGGUAGUUUGACUGUGUGCAGCUGACCUGCUGUCAGAAAUUAUAACUUGCAGUGUUCAGGACUGACCUGUGAAUGCCGCUGGUUGGCUGCAGAGCAGGAGGAGCGUUUUCUUCUCCUGUGUUUUAAAAUGCCCUGGCAGAGAAUUCCCUUUCCUGACAUGAUUCUGGAUGAACAAGAACUCUCCAUCACUGCUAACUGGCCAGAAAUUACUUUGUCCCUUUUGUUCCCACCCCUUCAGACCUUUCUCAUUCCCACGCUCUCAAAUGCCAGGUCUCAAAGUCCUGUGCUGGAGUUUCUCUUUCUGGCAGUGUCCCAGGGAGGGCUCUGUGGUAUCGCUGCUCUCGUGGCUCCUCCGUUCCCAGCCCCAUAUAAGGGCACUAAGAGCUGUCCUGGAGCUUCUUUGUGCAGCACGAGACCUCCCAGCAGUGUGCCUGGGUUCCAGUGGGAAAAGCAGUUGCUCAUCCACAAGGCUGAAUUUAGGGCGACAUCGUUUUUCCUCCAGUGUGAGCAGGAAGCUGAGCACCUGAAGCCAGCUGUCUGUUGCAUCCCUCACUUUCCUUCUGUUUCUUUCUCUGCUGCACUGCUCUCUGCUUCCCUGCUCUUCUGUCACCUCUUAUUUCAUGCUUUGAGUCUGUGCCAGCUGAGGACUUGCCUUGUGCUGCGUUGCACAUCGUGCAGAGCACAGUGCCUCAGCUCCACCUUUCCAGGCACUGAGCUGGAUAGAGACAUUAUCUUGCCCAGCAUCCUUCCCCAGCCACCAGUGCAAGCUCUGCUCUGCUAGAAAUGCUUUGUGCUAGGGCUGCAUCACAGAAUCCUGCGAGGAAAGAGAGCACUCUGUAAUGCUGUGCUCAGGGACCUGCAGGUGGUCAGUCCUGCCUCUGUCAGCAUUUCUGUGGCACAGAGCACCGGGCCUUGAGCUUGCAGGGCUGUGCUGGAGCUCUCAGGCUUGCUUUGCGUUUGCUGAAUUCACAUUGUUAACCCCGGGUCUCUGCCAUCCUGAUGUCUCCUUUUCCCCAUCACAGAUGAGUUUGGAACUUGGCUGGAAGAAUGGCAGCUCAUUUUUCAUGGAGGGGCUUUGUGGCCUCUGGUGCCAAUGUCAGCCAGUGCAGCCUAGCCGUUACGUCCUGGCAGAUGCGGUGCUGGCUGCAGGCUCUCCACAGCCCGGCUGCGCUUGGCUCUGCCAUCCUUUGUCUCACGCUGUACACACGGCUGCCUGGAGCUGUGGGAAGGUCGGGGGAUAUCAAACCCCUCGGCCCUACCAGAGAUCCUCUGAGGUCACUUCCACCCUGCUUGUUCGGUGACAGUGGUUGGAUCGUAUGCCUUCCAGGGACUUGCAGCAGCGCUGGCCGCGCAGCAUGUGGAAAAUACAUUGCCUGCAGUGUCCUGGUCUCUCCUGAGCAUGCCGUAUGCAGGUUGCUCAGACCUGCUUCUGUAUUAGUCACUUUGAAUUCAUCCAAGUGCCUAACCUGGCUUGUGCUGUUCCUGGGCACCGUGACAGCCGAGGGCUGUGGAGACUCUCUAAGGAAUGAUUUCACUGUGUGGAUUUCUGCCACUGUCACUUCUAGUAACAAUUCAGGCAGCGGUCAAAGGGCUGUUCUUCAGACUGAGUUUGUGGAAAUCAUUUUUCUUUUAUUCAGCUGCCAAGAAGCAAGAGUUUAUGCUUCGCUUCCACCAGACAAGGUCUGUGAGCUUCCUGCAUGCUUCAGAUGUCUGUCAGUGAGGUCCUUGGGGAGAGCAGCUUGUACAGCGGGGAGCAGACAUCAGACACCAGGCUGAAAUCACAGUGUUAAUUGGUAGAAAUGUUUUAAAGCUCAUGUGCACUGUGAUCAGAUUUCACCUUCUGCUGCUGCUUUCAACUGGAGAAGUUUCUCCUUGGCCUUUUCCCUGCAAGCCAUGUAGUGUGGCACUGCUGCUUCCGAACUGUUUGCUUUCCCCCCAAAUGCCAGCUGCAGUAGUGUCCUUGUACAGAAUUUUGUAAGCACUUUUCUGUGAGAUAAGGGAUAUUAUUAUUACAGAACUCCUCUUUUGUAUCCCACUGGUGGUGUUGUAGCAUGGAGAGCUGUGCUUGGGAGUCCUUAGAGCUGCACAGGGUUGGAUGGGGAUGGCCCUUUGCCUUGUCAGCUGUGCAGACUGAGACCAUCUGAGGACAGAGCUCCUGGGCUGUGUGUGAGGCAGUGCUGAUGGCUGUCAGCCAUGGCUGAGCAUCUGUGGAUGUGACAUUCUUGCACUGUGCUGCCUGCAGAGCAGUAGUGCUGAGGUUGGACCCCUCAACUUGCUUAGGAAGGCAGAGGAUCCCUGAGGCAAAAGCAGAAGCUGGGAUCUGGGGAAAACAAAGAUGCCAGCAGUGCCUGGCCAGCCAGCUUCUGCUGCCAGAAGAGAUCUUCAGGGCAAGGGAGCCACAUGUGCAGUGUCCCCAAAGCAGAGCUUCCACUUACCAGCCAGUGGCAUGAUGCUGGGCACAGGAGUUGCAGUUCUGCAGGACCUUGUGGGAGUGAAGCCAGCACUCAUCCUCUAUGAGCAGCUGAGCUGUGGGGCCACAAGGAAGGCACAGCUGCUCCACGAGUUCCCCUGGUGCCAGUUGCCCUCUGGAAGAACUGGCAGGGAGAGUGAGCAUCUGAAAUGACUUCCCUUGUGGGGAUGAUUAGGCCUUGCCCCUAGGGAGUCCCUUAAAGGCCUUGUUAUCUUCUGGGACUCUCUCCUUGUCUUAAUUAGCCCUUCUGGUUCCUGUUGCUAAAGGCAGCCCCGUGUGAGUUUGGUGAUUCCCAUGGACAGCGAGGCACGUGGUGCUGCUGUAAAAGAGUGGGUGCUGCAGAGCUACCGCCAAAACCUGUCAUUCCCAGGGCACAGCCUGCAAAGCAGGGCAUUGGGAGUGUGCCCCCAUCCCCAUCAAGGCCUGGGACGGGAUGAAGUCAGGGAAGACGGCAUCUGUGUCAGGGAAGACACACUGUAUGGCGUUUAAUAACAUUCCCUCCUUGUGAUUCCCAGUGCAGCAUUGCUGGGAAACAUUGCUCCUGGAGCAGGGCAUGGCAGGGAUGCGGGGGUCUGUCUCUGCUGCCUGGCUGCAGCAGCUCCUUCUCCAGCCAUCACCUCUGAGAGAACCACCUCCACAGCUCAGCACGACCACCCUGCCCUGGCCAGGACUGGUGCCACCAGCACUCCCACCAGCGGUCCCCAACAUUUGGGAACCCCAAGUGACCCUGGGAGCAGCGAUGUGCCGUGCCCAGGUUGCUGGUGCUGCUGCCUCAUCCCCAUGGCUGGGCACACAACAAACUUUUGUCUGGUGAAUUUUCAACAACCGACCAUCUUGUUCUUGAGUGAACUUUAUACUGUUUCAUUUGUUUGUGUAGAAUGUUUCUGAAGGUAUAUUUAAUGUUUAAUAUGAGGCUGGGCUGCUCCACACUCAGUGUUGUAUAUUUUGGAAUGGCAUUGUUUAGUGAAAAGACAGCAUUAGUAUUAUUCCACUCUUAGGAGGGAACAGGACAAAAAACAGACUGUCUUUUUUUCUUAAAUGAAAUGAACUUUUGUUAUGAAGUCCUAGCAGUUGUCCAGCCCUUCAGUAAAUGGUGCUCAGAACCAC
Meleagris gallopavo (turkey) is the source of this 8695-nucleotide messenger RNA. Lineage: Eukaryota; Metazoa; Chordata; Aves; Galliformes; Phasianidae. The record is from RefSeq and is a predicted model, not a curated record.